CUUUAUUUAUUUAUAUACGGAGUAUUAUUUAAAUUAGACUCAAUGAAUGAAUGAUAAAUAGCCUCCUUCUUCUUCCUCAGUCCUCACUCUCACUUCGGCCCCUUUCUUUCCUUCGAGAUUCCUUCAUCAAGGUGGAUUUGCAAUUGAAAAUGGUGACGUCCGUACUGAACCCUAACGCGCCGAUGUUCGUGCCGUUGUUUUACCGCGCGGUGGAAGACUUCUCCGACCAGUGGUGGGACCUCGUCCAGUCCUCACCGUGGUUCCGCGACUACUGGCUGCAGGAGUGCUUCUCCGAUCCCCAAACCGACCAAUUUCUCGAUGCUCACGUAGACGACGACGAGGUUCUCAGCGAAAUCGCAGUUUCCAAAAGAAAGGAACCGCGCAUGGAUCUGGUGGCGCUGGCGUCGUUAAGGUGGAGAAGGCCGCCGCGAGCGGCGGAUCUGCCAAAGUACUCCGAGAAACCGCCCAAAUUCGUGAACGUGAAGACUCGACCGAGUCCGAGGCCGAUCCAGCAGCCGCGCUAGACCGGGUCAGGAAUCGCACGGAGCUUAACACGCUUUUGGUACCGUUUCCGCUCUGUAAAUAGCGACUUUAGCAUUGUCGACUUCCUACAGUGAUGUUUUCACGAUUUCUGUGCAUUCAAUUAAACUUUAGAUAUAAAGUCGCGCUUUCAAUUAUAA
Molecule: messenger RNA, 680 nt
Organism: Andrographis paniculata
Lineage: Eukaryota; Viridiplantae; Streptophyta; Magnoliopsida; Lamiales; Acanthaceae
Product: protein EARLY RESPONSIVE TO DEHYDRATION 15-like
Exons: 3
Coding region: 51-524 (157 amino acids)
Source: RefSeq, a predicted model, not a curated record